This is a messenger RNA of Fraxinus pennsylvanica, 2292 nucleotides long. The record is from the annotation of a GenBank genome assembly. Lineage: Eukaryota; Viridiplantae; Streptophyta; Magnoliopsida; Lamiales; Oleaceae.
AUGCCUCCAAGAAAUCUCCCAUUUCUUCUUAUUUCCAUUUAUUUAUUGCAUUUCCUCAUUUUAUCUGCUUCAAAACCACUAAAAGAACCCAUUUUGAACCCAAAUUCAGCUCAUUUUUCCAAGAAAGCUAAAGGGUUUGAAGAACCCACAAGAAAGAGCAUAAAGUUGGAAUCUUUACAAAGAUCUCAGGUGAUUCUCAGUGGAAACACAACAAUUUAUAGUGCAAACAAAACUUUUCAACUUGGAUUUUUCAACCCAGGUCAUAAUAUCAGAUGGUACUUGGGCAUUUGGUAUGCUUCAAUCCCAACUCCCACAUAUGUUUGGGUUGCAAACAGGGAAAAUCCCAUCAAGCAUUUUUCAUCAGCAAUAGCAGAAAUCAGUGAAAAUGGAAAAUUAGUUGUAAUGGAUCAAAAUUCAAGUACCAUUUUGUGGGAAACAAGCAAUGUGGAGAAAGCAAGUGAUUUGAAGCUUUUGGAGCAGGGAAAUUUAGUGUUGUUAAAUGAUGAAGGGAGGGUUGUUUGGCAAAGCUUUGAUUUCCCUACUGACACGUGGCUGCCUGGGAUGAACUUGACAACUCAACAAUGGCUGACUUCUUGGAAGAGUUCAAGUGAUCCAGCGCCAGGAAGGUAUUCUUUGAGGUUAAAUCCACCUGAUUAUGGUGAGAUUGCUCUUGUUUAUAGCAAUGGUAGUGUUAAUAGUAGUAAUUCUAAUUCAUAUACUUACUGGACUACUGGGAAAUGGAAUGGAAAUGCAUUUGAUGGGGUGCCUGAAAUGACAAUUCGUUAUAUAUAUACAUUUGAGUUUGUUAAUCCUUUUACUCCCAUGGCAAUUUUUGGGUACACAGAGUCAUCAGCAGAUGGUGAAAAACCACCCUUAACGAGGUUCGUUUUAGACCACAGGGGGCAGCUGAAGCAGUUCACUUGGUCGUUGCAGAUCGAGUAUUGGAACAUGUUUUGGUCACGACCUGAGAAUCUGUGUAGAGUUUAUGGAUUGUGUGGUGAUUUGGGGUUUUGUAGUGUGAGGACGGGGAGUCCUUGUACGUGCUUGGACGGAUUUAGGCCGGUUAAUGGCGUUUCAUGGAAUGAGAGUGAUUUUUCCGAGGGUUGUCACCGGGAGAGUGAUGUAAUCUGUGGCGAGAAUGAGGGGUUUGAGGAAGUCGGAAUGGUGAAUUAUGAGGGAGCAAAAGUCGUGUCAUUUACUGCGAGUAGGAGUAAGUGUGAAAGCGAAUGUUUAAGGAAUUGUUCGUGCAUUGGUUUGUUACACAAUGUGAGGAGUAAUUUAUGCAAGAAUCUAUAUGGGUCUCUUUUUCACAUAUGGAAUCUUACUUCGGAUAGCACUACUGACGAAAAGUUAUAUGUGAAGGUGCCAAGGAAUAAUGCAGACAAAAAGAACAAGAAGAUGACUGUUUUCAUUGGAAUGAUUUGUGGGAUUCUCGUGAUUCUGAGUCUCGGAACUAUAAAUCUGUUGUACUUGAGGAGGAGAAAGGUUAAGAGAAGAAGGGGGGACGAAGAUGGUGCGUUUCCAGUAACGAAUCUGAGGGUUUUUUCUUACAAGGAACUCCAUGCUGUUACUAGGGGAUUUUCCGAGAAGCUCGGGCAUGGAGGAUUUGGGGCGGUAUUUCGUGGGGAAUUAUCCGAUUCUUCACUAGUGGCUGUUAAGAGACUCGAAAGACCUGGUGGUGGGGAGAAGGAAUUUCGGGCAGAGGUAUCCGAUUUUGGCCUAGCAAAGCUCGUCGGGAGAGACUUCAGCCGGGUUUUAGCUACCAUGAGGGGUACGUGGGGAUAUGUUGCACCCGAAUGGAUCUCUGGUGUGGCGAUUACCACUAAAGUUGAUGUGUAUAGCUACGGGAUGACAUUAUUGGAGUUGUUAGGCGGCCGCCGUAAUGUGGAGGGGCCACCUUCAGCCAGUGGAGGUGGAGAGGGUGGUAUUGAGAAAUGGUUCUUUCCACCCUGGGCAGCCAGCCAGUUAAUUGACGGUAACGUGACAGCUGUGGUCGAUGAGCGGCUUGGUAGCACAUAUGACAAAACUGAGGCAGAGCGCUUAGGGCUGGUGGCUGUAUGGUGCAUUCAAGAUGAUGAAUCAAUGAGGCCUACAAUGGGGAUGGUCCUGAAAAUGUUGGAAGGCGUAGUUGAGGUGGCUGUUCCGCCACCGCCGAAGCUGCUUCAAGCAUUAGUUUCCGGCGAUUCGUUCUGUGGGAUCGGGGAGAGGGUAUCACAAGGCGAUGCUCCCGGAAGUUUUAAUGAUAAUGUCCUAACCUCCAUAGAUCUCAAGGAUUCUCAAUCAUCUAUGUAG